UCAACAUUGACCUGCAAGCAAGAUGAUCUAUUUUCAUGGGUUUCAAAGAUGGGAUAAACUUCAUGAUACAUGUAGUUUUGAAUGAGGAACACAGUUUUAUGAAAUAUAUGCUCUCUGGAACAUGGAACACAAUCGUCGCCUGGUGAAAGUCAGCAGAAUUUUGUGCUGACCUUGAUGUGAAUUUCAUCAAGUGAUCUACAGCAAGUGUGAACACAAAGAGACGUUUAAGAUGAGUACACACCACUCCAGAUCUUUGGGGAACGUGAAGGUGAGCAAGGGCAUCAUGUUCCCACCGUUAACCCAGGCCCUCAACCAGACCAACCGCUCCUACUUCCAGGAACAUAACCUCAUGAUCCACGGGGAUGGGGUCAAGGGUGCCCCGCCAAUGUCACCGCGAGGACUGGAAGAGGAACUUCGGACACGUAGGGGGUCAUCGACCAGACCGAUGACCUCGUCAAGAAAAGAACAGAUGAAUACUAGGGCUGCAGAAGAACUAAAAGAGCUACAGGGCAAAGAGAAACAGUAUAAUAAAAAGAUCAACAAUCUUCAGAAGGCUGUGGAACAGCUUCGUCUAGAAGUCAACAUCAAGGAAGAGAAUCUAAUGAAAACAAACCUCAAACUGCUACAAAUCGAAGAACAUUUCCGGUUACUCUACGAAGAGGAGAAAUCCUGUCACGACGUUACGAGGCAGGAGGUGACUGAAACCAGAAUGGAAUUAAGGGAGAAAGAAAACUUUGUUGAAGCUUUGAAACAGAGUCAUGAACAGCACACACAAGAACUCAAAGAACAUCACGAUGCACAAGUAAAGGAACUCAAGGCUAAAUAUGAUGCAGAGCUAGCUGACAAGGACAGACGUCUAAAUAAUCUCAAGAAACAAAUGGCAAGUCAUCUGAAAGAAAAUUCACAGGAGAGACAACAGCAACUGGAAGAGCUCAGCAAAGAACUGGGAAAGAUGUCAGAAGAGGCUCACAUGUUGAAGAGUAAACUCAAGGCAAUGGCAGCAAAGAAUAAGGAUGGCUGUUCAAAUUGUCCAUCAUUGAAGGCAGAGGUAGCAUCCAAAGUAAAGCUGGUCCUGGAGAGGGACGCACAGAUCAAGCAGCUCAUGGAGCUCUGUAAGAAGUUUGAAGUCCAGUUAUCACAGCAGGAUGUGAUUAUGAAGCAGUUCUCCAAGGAUAAAGGCUUCAAGACAUCCUAUCAACCAAAGAAAUGAGCAGAGAAAGACUCUAGCGUUUUGGACGCAUUUAAACAUCAUUUCAAAUAUAAGUCGGUGCAGGAUUUCAAUAGGUUUCUGCCAAAUGAAAUGAGGAUGGGCAGAUGCCUGGUUUGUGGUAGAGUGAGUCACUAUGAACAUGACGGACAAAGAAAGCGGACAAAAUAUACAGUUCCUCAUUCUCCCCCAAUAAUUGAUGU
Molecule: messenger RNA, 1410 nt
Organism: Strongylocentrotus purpuratus (purple sea urchin)
Lineage: Eukaryota; Metazoa; Echinodermata; Echinoidea; Camarodonta; Strongylocentrotidae
Product: GRIP and coiled-coil domain-containing protein 2
Exons: 7
Coding region: 230-1210 (326 amino acids)
Source: RefSeq, a predicted model, not a curated record